AUGGUCAAAAGAACUGCACCAAAGGCGACCAUGAGCGCGCAAAAUCCCGCUUUUUCGGUGAUCAAACCUCCAAGAUAUAAGGAACCAAAUGAAAAGGUGGCUCCUUUGGGCUUUGCUUCAUCUGUCAUAAAUGGUAAUACCGUCGAAGGAGGACUUCGUUCGUUGACAUAUAAAUCCAUUUUUGCCCUGCAACUUGUGGAUAACUACUCCACGAUGAAAGGCUGCAUAGUUGGUGAGGAUGGAACGCUUCUGCGUAUAUCAGAGAAAGACUGGAUCAAUGAUGAGACGAUAAAUAGACUUCGCAAAGAGGUCGACGAAUUGAAGAGCCAAAAGGGUACCAGAAACGAAGACAAUGAUGAAAAGAUCUCGCUGUUCAACCUCAGGCUAGAUGAUGAACUUAAUCAGAAGAAGGAAGUGACGUCGCAAUACAGCGAAGAUUUGAAGCAAUACUACACAGUUUUAUUCCCAGACACGAACAUCAGCUUCAACAACGAGCUGUACAGAAUUUCUAGAAGUGUCAAGUUGCCCGUGGAUGUGAAGAGAAUGCAGGAUGUACAAGGCUUCGAUAGCUCCAUCUACGCCGUAAAGGCAGAGGAAAGAAAAAAAGAGGAGGAGGAACAGCGUCGUAAAGAAGAAGAGCAGCGUCUGUUGGAGGAGAGCGCGAAUGAAGCUGCUAUGGAAGUUGAUGCCGAAGAGCCUCUUGAUGACUUCUCGGAAGCAUACGUGGACGACCUCCCCCCAGACCUUUCCACCUCUCUUGGAGGAGAACUACCCGCAGAUGUCGCCAUGGAUAUCCCCUUGGGUAACGAUGGAUUUGGCAACGUUUCUCUCAACAUGAGUGCUGCCAGUGGCAGCCCUGGCUUCAACGACCAGACUUACAGCCAGAGCCCAGGCUACAACGGUACACCUGGUUACAGUGAUUCAAUGGGUCCCCAGUACUAG
Messenger RNA from Candidozyma duobushaemuli, 942 nucleotides. RefSeq lists its product as uncharacterized. The record is from RefSeq and is a predicted model, not a curated record. NCBI's taxonomy places the organism in Eukaryota, Fungi, Ascomycota, Pichiomycetes, Serinales, Metschnikowiaceae. The transcript has a single exon. Bases 1 to 942 code for a protein of 313 amino acids.